Messenger RNA from Lucilia cuprina (Australian sheep blowfly), 1392 nucleotides. Its product is annotated as folylpolyglutamate synthase, mitochondrial-like. The record is from RefSeq and is a predicted model, not a curated record. The annotation marks the transcript as partial. Gene Ontology annotation, molecular function: tetrahydrofolylpolyglutamate synthase activity; ATP binding. NCBI's taxonomy places the organism in Eukaryota, Metazoa, Arthropoda, Insecta, Diptera, Calliphoridae. Gene Ontology annotation, biological process: tetrahydrofolylpolyglutamate biosynthetic process. The transcript has 2 exons. Gene Ontology annotation, cellular component: cytosol; cytoplasm; mitochondrion.
UUUUUCUUCCAGGGCUCUACGUGCGCCUUAGUCGAUGCCAUUUUACGUUCCUACAAUGUUAAAACCGGUUUUUAUAGUUCACCCCAUCUAGUGUCGGUAACCGAACGUAUACGCAUUAAUGGUCAACCCAUAUCAAAGCAAAAAUUCAAUCAAUACUUCUGGCCUGUCUAUAACAAACUAAUGGAAACACAGGAAUAUGAAAAUGAUAUGCCGGCAUAUUUCAAAUUUCUAACCGUUCUAUCGUUUCACGUUUAUCUGGGUGAAAAGGUGGAUGUGGUUAUAUUAGAAGUGGGCAUAGGCGGAGAAUUGGAUUGUACCAAUGUAGUGCCGAAUACAAAAACCGUGGGUAUUUCUUCACUGGGCUUAGAACACACACAGUUGCUGGGCAAUACACUUAAAGAAAUAGCCUGGCAAAAGGCAGGCAUUAUAAAGCCACACUCCACGGUUUAUACAUCGGUCCAGCAAAAAGAAUGCUUAGAUGUGAUAUAUGAAAGAGCUCAAGAAAAACAAGCGAUAGUGCAUAGAGUGCCAGAGUUUGAAUCAUAUUUUCGUGAUCCAUCAGUGGAACAUGUUAAAAAACAGCUAAAUAAUUGUACGGUACUCAAUGGAUCCCUAGCUUUACAGUUGGCCUAUGAUUGGUUAAGACAAAAUUGUAAUGGUUUUCAUCGAGAUUAUGAAGUAAAUAAACCACAGCUAACUGAACAGGCCAUUAAAGGUAUUUUGAACUGUAAUUGGCCGGGUAGAUGUCAAAAAGUAAAGUUUUUUAAUUUCAAUAUUCACUUGGAUGGAGCCCAUACGGUGGAAAGUAUGCAAGUAUGUGGUCAAUGGUUUUCACAAGUAACUACUGAUUCAACUAUACCAAAAAUUCUACUCUUCAAUACUACCGGUGAUCGUGAUUCUGAAAAACUAUUAACUAUUUUACGUAAUUUCAUCACAUUUGACUUGGUGUGUUUUGUACCAAAUAUUGCCUCUUUAUCGAAAGAUAAAAAUCAAGAUAAUAAAUCGAUUCUAUAUAGCUAUACGGAACAACUGAAACGAGCUCAAAUGCAUGCCACCAAUUGGGAGAAAAUGUGUCUCGAAGAUAAAGAAAACAAUACGGGCAAAGUAUUUCCCACAAUAGUUGAAAGUUUUCAACAUAUACGUCAGAUUUAUAACAAAUCAGAGGAAUUAAAUAUAUUAGUAACAGGUUCAAUACAUUUAAUAGGAGCUACUAUAUUAUCGUUAAACGAAUUGUGUCCUGAGUUAAAUGAGGAACACAAAUAGCUUUAGAGAGUUUAAUAUACAUAGACAUUGUGAAAUUUACUUUAAUUUUUUAGGUUAUAGUUUUGUAAAUAGCAACUUAAUAAUAUAAAUUGUUAAUAAUAAUAAAAAAUAUGAAUUGAAUGAAUUACA